AUGGUCAAACUCUUUUCCCAGAUUCCCAAGUCGCAAACAUUGGUCGUGGGAGGACAGGAGUUCCCGGAGGUGAAGUGGUGGAAGCACAAAUCUCUCAUCCACUUACAUUUCCUGUGUGCGAUUCUGCUGCUGUCGUCGGCCACGAACGGCUAUGAUGGAUCCAUGAUGAACGGCCUGCAAACGUUGAGCUAUUGGCAGAACACUUUUCAUCGACCUUCUGCCUCCACACUCGGACUCUUGAACGCCAUCUUCUCGGUCGGGCAAGUCGUCGGCCUACCUCUGGUGCCAUUUUUGGCAGACCACAUUGGCCGCAAGUGGACCAUAUUGCUUGGAAGCUCCCUGAUUUUCUUGGGCGUCAUCUUGCAGACCGUCUCCAUCAACAUUGGCAUGUUCAUUGCCUCUCGUUUCAUCAUCGGCCUCGGAAUCGUGUAUACCCAAAGUUGCUCGCCGAUGCUCAUCACCGAACUGUCUCACCCUCAAUAUCGUGCGAGGUUGACAACAAUCUACAAUACUCUGUGGUAUCUGGGCUCCAUUAUCGCUAGUUGGACAACGUACGGCACUCUCAAGAUGCAGAGUCAAUGGUCGUGGAAGCUGCCCAGCAUAUUGCAGGCCUUCCCAUCUGUGAUUCAACUCUUCUUGAUCUGGCUCGUGCCCGAAAGUCCCAGGUACCAUAUCGUCAAAGGCCGCCACGAAACAGCGAAAAAGAUAUUCCAGCGCUUCCACGGUCCUGCAUCCGGCCAGGAGUUCGUCGAGAGUGAAUACCGCGAAGUGUUGGAAACCAUGGCGCUGGAAAAACAAUUUGCGAGCCGCGGCAUCUCCGAGCUCUGGUCGACCAAAGGAAAUCGACACCGCUUGCUGAUUGUCGUCACCGCGGGCAUCUUCAGCCAGACCGCGGGCUCGGGGAUCGUGUCGUAUUACAUCUUCCUUGUCUUGUCCCAAAUCGGCAUCACGGAUUCCAACUCCCAACUCAUCCUGAACGGCUGUCUGACAAUUUUCAACAUGUGUAUCGCCACAGGCAUGGCGUUUGCCGUCGACAAACUGGGCCGCCGGCCUCUUUAUCUGACAGCAACGUUCGGCAUGUGCAUUGCCAUGACGGGCUGGACGAUUGCCAGUCAGCAGCAACAGGCCCACGGAACCACGGCCGCGGGUCGGGCGGUGAUCGCACUCAUCUUCAUCUUCAUGUUCUUCUACAACCUUGCCUGGUCAGGCCUGUUGAUCGGCUACGUCGUGGAGAUCUCGCCGUUCUACCUGCGCUCGCGAUAUCUUACCGUCAUGCUGCUCAGCGUGGCGGCCGGCCUGUUCUUCUCCAACUAUGUGAACCCCGUGGCGCUCGAAAACAUCCAGUGGAAGUACUAUCUGUGUUACAUCAUCUGGCUGGCAAUCCAGUCCGUGGUAGUGUACUUCUUCUACAUCGAGACAAAGGGUCACAGCCUGGAGACGAUAGCAAUCUGUUUUGACGGCGAAGACGCGAAGAUCGGCGGCCAGGCGGCGACGGCGAAGGGACGAGAGCUGCUGGGGAAGUUGGAGGACAAGGACGUCAAGGCUGUUGGGACGCACAUCGAGCGGGUGCAAUCGACGGAUUAG
Messenger RNA from Fonsecaea nubica, 1584 nucleotides. RefSeq lists its product as hypothetical. The transcript is spliced from 2 exons. The record is from RefSeq and is a predicted model, not a curated record. NCBI's taxonomy places the organism in Eukaryota, Fungi, Ascomycota, Eurotiomycetes, Chaetothyriales, Herpotrichiellaceae. Gene Ontology annotation, cellular component: membrane. Gene Ontology annotation, molecular function: carbohydrate:proton symporter activity. Gene Ontology annotation, biological process: transmembrane transport; carbohydrate transport. Bases 1 to 1584 code for a protein of 527 amino acids.